Messenger RNA from Abrus precatorius (Indian licorice), 1784 nucleotides. RefSeq names its product protein TIFY 8. Gene Ontology annotation, biological process: regulation of jasmonic acid mediated signaling pathway; regulation of defense response; response to wounding. The record is from RefSeq and is a predicted model, not a curated record. NCBI's taxonomy places the organism in Eukaryota, Viridiplantae, Streptophyta, Magnoliopsida, Fabales, Fabaceae. The coding region runs from base 248 to 1489 and encodes 413 amino acids. The transcript is spliced from 6 exons. Gene Ontology annotation, cellular component: nucleus.
AAGGAGGAGAGAGCAAGGACAACACAACACAGACAGACAUGCGCCCAUUAAGAUGAACAGAACACAACAAUUGCAAAUUGCAAAGAAAGAAAGAAAGAAAGAACCUUUAGCUUUUUUUUUUUAACCUCUCUCUCUGCCUUUCUUUUUCAUUGAUCAGAGAUCGUGUUUCUUCUUCUUCUUCUUCUUUUUCCCACUCUCACUCUCGCAGUAACAGUCACCCUAUCUGUGUUAGUGAGAUGGGUAUGCGAUGGCGGUGCUGAGAAUGGCUCAGCCUCAAAAUGGGAGCAAGAGCAGUGCCAGCCAGCAAUUGGUCCUUCAUGACUUUCUGGGCAUGAAGCCCGCAGCUGAUUCCCCCAAAACCACCGAUGUCAGGUUGUCGGAGCCGUCGCCCUCUGCUUCUUCCGCCGCUCCACGCGCCCCCUUCUCCACCGCCUCUGACAUCGCUUCUGAAAAACAGGUUGGAAAUCAUCUUGAGGGAGUUCCAUUCUAUGGCCCAAGAAGUGAAUUUUCUGGCACUGAGAUAAGUAACAGAUUAGUGGGAAGCAAGAGAAGUAAUUCUGAUUCAACUUUUAUGGGUUCCUCCAGAGAUGCCUUCCAAACGGUCCCUGAUUCCUUUCAAAACUCACAUUUGAUGAAGGUGCUCCGAAAUGCGGCUGGAGGAGAGAGGUCUAGAAGGCACAAUGAUGAUGAAGUGUUACUUGGUAUGCAGUCAAUGAAGCCAUCUUCCUCUCAGUUAUUUCAGCCUCCUACCAACACUAAGAUUGAUGCCAGUAAAUGGGAAAGAUCUAUUCUCAUGAAUGUUGGCCCUUCCAUGCCACAUGCACCGCGUGGCGGGCAAUUGGCACCUUUUGUACACCAAAUAGCUUCAAGCAAGAUUAGAGAUACUAAUGCUGGCCCUUCAUUUAUCUCUCAGUCAGCUGCUGAUGAAGGUUCUAGAACUGGAAUCAAGGGCCCUGGAAUUUUAAGUACUAUAAACACAACUGCUACAGCCCCUGAGAAAACUUCAUCUGCAGUACUGCUUGGCAGCAGCAGCAGCAGGCCAAAGCCUGUAACUAAUAUAAUAGAUUCAUCCACAUCUCCAAGUCAACAUGGGCUAACAUCUGUCAGCCGCCAGAUGACUAUUUUUUAUGGAGGUCAAGCUCAUGUAUUUGAUGAUGUCCACCCUCAGAAGGCAGAUAUUAUAAUGGCUUUGGCUGGGUCAAAUGGUGGAUCUUGGUCCACUGCAUUCUCUCCUAAAUCUGCUGCAAAGAUGGUCAAUGAAAGUAACUUGCACAGUGGAGAAAAUGAAACAGGUGCAGUGAGUAAUGUGGCAUUCCCACAGGAGCUUCACGGGAAAUUGUCUAUUACUGGCAGUUCUAGCCAUGCCAUUGGGCCUGGUGAUCGAAUAUCUACUCCAGCAGGGGCACACCAAGGAAGCGUUUUUGCUAAAGAUGGAAGAAAUCCGGUUCAAGCAGCAGAUCCCAGUUCUGAAGACAAAAGAGCACAGUGAUAGAGUUUGAGGCUGAAAGGUUUUGUGUUCCUAUUUAUAUAGGAAGGCUUAAGAAGAGCUUUCUCUUAUCCUGAUUUAUAUUGGGUAUCAUCCUCUUCCUUUGUCAAAUUUUCUACUGAUCUUUCAACUCCCCCCCCCCCCCCUCCCUCUUCCCCUUUGGUCUCUUUUGUCUUUCUUUCUUUUUUCAAAUGUAUGUGGGAAAGCAAGAAUAGGAUGAUUGUUUAAAGAGGCCUAACAGAUAUAUCAAGAUAAUUUAUGAAGUGAUUUCAACGUUAGAAGCACCUUUAUAUCAUUG